This is a messenger RNA of Daphnia pulicaria, 2554 nucleotides long. Its product is annotated as cationic amino acid transporter 3-like. NCBI's taxonomy places the organism in Eukaryota, Metazoa, Arthropoda, Branchiopoda, Diplostraca, Daphniidae. Gene Ontology annotation, molecular function: amino acid transmembrane transporter activity. The transcript is spliced from 8 exons. Gene Ontology annotation, cellular component: plasma membrane. The record is from RefSeq and is a predicted model, not a curated record. Gene Ontology annotation, biological process: amino acid transport. The coding region runs from base 292 to 2346 and encodes 684 amino acids.
GCCUAAAUUGAUCGUUGGAACCCAAUCAAUGUCAUUCGUUGAAUACAAAUAUGCAGGUUUACCUAUUACAAACAAUUCAGAUGUAAGGGAUGAAAACUAUGAGAAUUACAAUAAUAACUACCUGAGACAAAGUGAUGUGAACACACAAAAUAGUUGCAACUUCUUCCAUAAAUCAACGCAAUAGGUUUGACAUACAACACAGAGUGCCAGACUACAGUAACAUUGAGCCGAACAACAAGGUGAUUCGAAGAAUCAAGCCAAGUCUGCAGCUAGUUACGGCUAUCCCCCGCCAUGGUGCGCACUAGUCGACUAGCCGCACGACUUUUCGCUCUGCUUACACCGAGGAAUCUUAAAAAGAGACCGCUGGACGUCAACGGCUUGCACCGGGCGACAUCCUCUUCCGUUUCGUCCCACUCGCGGACGCUUUUGAACGCCGUGCUGCAGACGGCUAAUCCGCCGCUGGUCGUCGGAUAUUUCAUCGUCUUCUCCUAUUCAGCUCUACUGGCUCCGUCGACGCUCCUGGCAGCCGUUUUCGUCGCUUCCAUCGCUUCCCUCCUCUCAGAGUUGUGCAGGUACGAGUUUCUCACCUGCCGACGCAACACGUCGGCAUGCCCGUACAUUUGCACCUACCAAAUGAUGGGCGAAUUCGCCGCUCACCUUUACGGAUGGAUCCAGUUGCUGAGUCGCGGAGCUGUGGCGGCUCUGGUGGCCCGCGGAGUCGGAUCGGUUCUAGUCCUGGUAUUCGGCCGGACGUUGAUCCAGUACGAUUUCCAAUUCGUCAACGAGGAUUCGUUUGGUAUCAUAGCCCAAUUGAUGGUCUCCCUGUUUGUCCUGCUCGGUCUGAAGAUGACCACGCCCUUUGCAGUGGCAAUCAAACUGUUCACCGUGAUGGCCAUUUUCCUAUUCAUGUCACAAAUCGGAAGUUUCACUCUGCCGGAAAGUGAAGUCCAACAUCACCAUCCGCCAUCCAUCGAUGUGUCUUCCAAAGAGGAAUUCCUAAUGGCUGCCGCAUUGUUGAGCAUGACAUUCAAGCCGGAAAACAAGGAGACUCACAUUCUCACCAAAUCGUCGCUCAUGUCGGCUUUUCUCGGAAUUCAAUACUGCUCCACCCUGUUCCUCUUUGUCAUCAUGUCCAUCUUCCAUUGCUUCUUACCGCCCAGCGUUUUCAGCCACAUCAAAAGCGGAUCGCCGUUGCUGGAAAUUUGGAUGAGCCUGGCCUCGGGUCCCCAUUGGUCUGCUGCCAUUUUCUCGUGCUGCUGCAUCCUGGUCGGCUCCCUGUCGCUGGUGGAAGCGAUUCAAGAUUCCAAACGUCAAAUCAAUAAAAUGUCGGCCGACGGACUCAUUUGGAAGCGGUUGGCGGCCGACCCGAAAUUGGUUUUGAUUGUGCACGGCAUCAUUUCCGUCGGCCUGCACUUGACAGUGUCCACUCUGAAUUUGAUCUUCAUCCUGGCGUUUGUCCACCUUGGCCUGGAUUCCAUCCUGGGCGUGGCCGUCACCUUCAGACGAUACUGCAGCUAUUCUUCCACGCGUCAACUGUCCCAGCCAACCAACAAGACGAGGGCUGGCGGCGGCGGAGGCCGGAAGGGUCGCCAGAACGGCGGCUACGACGUGCUGGCCGACGGGCAGUCGUCAUCCCAGCCGUCCCAGCAAAGUCGAGCGGAAGAUUCAGAGUCGGACGAGACGGACAUUGACGCGGCCGUCGACGACUACAAGACGCAAAUGUACGUGUCGACGGUGAUGCACUGGAACGGGUCGGAGGUGGUCAACAACCAAGAGUCGCCGGAAGUGGAUGCAAGUCGAGUCUCUUCCAGGGUGUCGUGCCUGCUGCUGGCCGUCUCGAUCGUCAUCCUCGUCACGUCGCUGGCCAUGCGCUGGAUCAUCAGCGACCCCAACUGGUUCUCCAUGUCCAUCACCAUGUGCUCGUUCGUCGUCUACAAUGUCAUCCUGUUCGUCAUUUGGACGCAUCCGCAGAGGUUGACGAGCAGCAAUCCGACGCUCAAAGUGCCGUGUGUUCCGUGGAUUCCGGUCGGGUCGACGCUGUUCCACUGCAUCAUGCUAUUCCAAUUACCGGCCCUGUCCUGGAUUGUUUCAUCACUCUGGCUCCUAACAGGAAUGGCCGUCUAUUUCGGCUACGGUUAUGGCCACAGUCGUCUCAAUUUCAAAUUGCAAGAUUCGAAUUUCAGCCAGGGCGGCGGAAUUGGUGGCAAUGUCAAAACGGGCGACAUGCCAAUCGCUCGCAGCAGGAACCCAGCACACAAGUUACGCAUUCUACCUGAAGCGGUGAUGAACCUCAACGUCACGUCGUCCAGCAUCGCAGUCUACCCCCAACCCUACUACAAAAUUUAAUAUAUAUCAAACGGAAAUGGAUUAUUACAAAUCGAAUAAUUAUUUAGUUAUUUAACCGAUUCAACGACGACGGACACGACGGUCGAAUUGCUGCAACAUGUAGAAUGUAUUUGAAAUAUUUGGAAAUGGAAAUUACACACCGAAGUAACUCUCUCGUAAAAAUCGGCAACCGUGCAAACGCCAAUUUCGAAUUCAAUAGAAAUCAAAA